GCUUCACGAUAGUUACUUACCAAAAUGACGUUACAUGCACCAAGCGGGGUCGCGGGGGCCGAAUAGCGUCAAAACUUGUUGGAAGCGUAUUAUAAACCAAUAAUCAAUCUUAACCAAUAGUCCACGUGAUAUCGCGAUACUUUCGUGAGUCAUUCAGUCGCGUAGUCACGCAAUCAGCGACGCUCUUUAUGAUGGGCAGGAAUUAUACCUGCGGGUACUUAUAUGCAGACUCAUCGUUCGCAUGUCGAGUGAUAAAAAAAGCAAUAUUUGCUUCAAAAUUAAACCCCAAUAAUACCAACCUCAAGCUCAUUACCGAUCAUCAAUAUGUUAUCAUCUCGCGGGAAGCAGUAUGCCGAGGUCACCGGUUAUCCGUGGCGUUACGCUCCCAGACAGACGUAUGAUCGCGAAAAGAAUCCAGAUGGGCUGAUAUCUCUUGCAAUUGCUGAAAAUCUGAUUAUGCGUCCUCAAAUCGCCAAGUUCAUCAAUGAAAAGGUGAAAUUCACUGAAUCAGCAAUAUCCUACGGCCCCAAACCAUUGCUCGUCCCUCGUCUACUCACAGCUCUAUCAAGCCACUUCAACAAAUUUUUCUCCCCUUCUGUACCCGUGACUCCGGAACACAUUGUUACUGCUGUCGAUGCCACUUCUAUCGGAAGUAUUCUUGGUCUCACUCUCGCCGACCCUGGUGACGCAGUUCUCGUUUCCAGACCAAUCUAUGGACGCUUCGAAUUAGAUUAUGGGCUGGAAGCCGGCGUCAACAUUCUGUAUGCGGAUACAGACGCAAAGUCUGCAUUUGAGGAGAGUGUUGUUGAGCGAUUUGAGGAAGCACUGGUGAAUUUUGAAAGUCAGAAUAAAGGCCGUAGGGUCAGGGCUGUGCUGCUCGCGAACCCAAACAACCCAGUCGGAAAGCCAUACCCUCGAUCAACCCUCCAAAAGAUUCUCCGAUUUUGCAGCAAGCAUAAUCUGCAUUUGAUCAGCGACGAAGUCUAUGCUUUGUGUACUUUCGAUACCGCUAUUGAAGGAACGGAGCAUGUCCCAUUCACAUCCGUCCUCUCUCUUCUCGACGACCCAACCAUCAAUCCUGAGUUAGUGCAUGUUCUAUAUGGAUUUUCGAAAGACUUUGCAUCUGGCGGUCUCUGUCUCGGUUUUUUAAUCACUCGCAACGAACAACUCCGCAAAGCUGUGUUUCCUCUUCUACGGUUUCACAAUACUUCAGGAGCCGCCCUGCAAAUCGCAACCGCCAUAUUAGAAGACGAGAAAUUCGUGGAGGGUUUCGUAGAGACCACGAGAUCGGAGCUUGCGCGCUCAUACAGAUUCGUGACACGGGUGUUAGAAGAGGAGGGUAUUGAAUAUGUCAGGGGAGGAAAUGCGGGGUUUUUUGUUUACAUCAAUUUAUCCCCCUUUUUGCAGCAGACGUCGGGUAUACUUAACGACAGUGGCAAUGUGCUCAGCAGUGAGGCUAGAACAUAUAACGAUAAACAAGGCACUGAUCAGGAGAUUGAUCUCGCUCAGAGACUACUCGAUGGAAAUGUGGUAUUGCAUCCGGGAGAAGAGCAUAAUAGACAGCCUGGAUGGUUUCGCUUGGUAUUUUCUCAAUCGGAGGAGGUGUUGAGUGUAGCGUUGAGGAGAUUAGUCAACGUUCUGAAGGGCUAAAUCUGCUUUCGGGUUAAUUUCAACUACGGCAGACUAUUGAGUCAUUGUGCAUUGUCACGUCUGUGAUCGAUGGACGAUUUGGGGGGAGUAACAUAGGGCAACAUAGAGAAGGCUUCAU
Messenger RNA from Talaromyces proteolyticus, 1768 nucleotides. Its product is annotated as 1-aminocyclopropane-1-carboxylate synthase. The record is from RefSeq and is a predicted model, not a curated record. The coding region runs from base 325 to 1650 and encodes 441 amino acids. Gene Ontology annotation, molecular function: transaminase activity; pyridoxal phosphate binding. The transcript has 6 exons. Gene Ontology annotation, biological process: biosynthetic process; amino acid metabolic process. NCBI's taxonomy places the organism in Eukaryota, Fungi, Ascomycota, Eurotiomycetes, Eurotiales, Trichocomaceae.